This is a messenger RNA of Drosophila guanche, 1467 nucleotides long. RefSeq lists its product as uncharacterized. The transcript is spliced from 3 exons. The coding region runs from base 1 to 1242 and encodes 413 amino acids. The record is from RefSeq and is a predicted model, not a curated record. NCBI's taxonomy places the organism in Eukaryota, Metazoa, Arthropoda, Insecta, Diptera, Drosophilidae.
AUGAAUUGCACGCUGAAGGUGGCUCGCGGCUUGAACUACUGCUGGACGAGGCUGCCGCAGUCGCAGAACCUACCCAGCCAGGUGCGACUGCUGAGCCACCGGCGCUUCGACCCCAGCUCGCAACCGCAGCUGCACAGGUUCCAUAAUCUGGCCAGGGAGGAGUCAGUGGAGCAGCCGAUGGCAAGCAGCGAACGACGCGUACCUGCGAUGAAGACUCCGCGCUACAACAUGACCGACCAAAGAGUGAAGCGUCCGCUCAGCAACCUGACCGACCAGCGAGUGAAGCGUCCUUUGAACGAGAUGACCGACCAGAGAGUGAAGCGUCCGCUCAGCGAGAUGGACGUCGAGAGGGUGAAGCGUCCUCUUACCGACAUGGACGUCGAAAGGGUGAAGCGUCCGCUCAGCUACAUGACCGACCAGAGAGUGAAACGUCCUCACAGCGAGAUGGAAAGGGUGAAGCGUCCGCUCAGUGACAUGACCGACCAGAGAGUGAAGCGUCCUUUGAACGAGAUGACCGACCAGAGGGUGAAGCGUCCUCACAGCGAGAUGGACGUCGAAAGGGUGAAGCGUCCGCUCAGCAACCUGACCGACCAGAGAGUGAAGCGUCCUCACAGCGAGAUGGACAUCGAAAGGGUGAAGCGUCCUCACAGCGAGAUGGACGUUGAAAGGGUGAAGCGUCCGCUUACCGAGAUGGACGUCGAAAGGGUGAAGCGUCCGCUCAGCGAGAUGGACGUCGAAAGGGUGAAGCGUCCGCUCAGUGACAUGACCGACCAGAGAGUGAAGCGUCCUUUCAACGAGAUGACCGACCAGAGGGUGAAGCGUCCGCUCAGCGAGAUGGACGUCGAAAGGGUGAAGCGUCCGCUCAGUGACAUGACCGACCAGAGAGUGAAGCGUCCUUUCAACGAGAUGACCGACCAGAGGGUGAAGCGUCCGCUCAGCGAGAUGGACGUCGAAAGGGUGAAGCGUCCGCUCAGUGACAUGACCGACCAGAGAGUGAAGCGUCCUUUCAACGAGAUGACCGACCAGAGGGUGAAGCGUCCGCUCAGCGAGAUGGACGUCGAAAGGGUGAAGCGUCCGCUCAGCGACAUGACCGACCAGAGAGUGAAGCGUCCUUUCAACGAGAUGACCGACCAGAGGGUGAAGCGUCCUCACAGCGAGAUGGACGUCGAAAGGGUGAAGCGUCCGCUCAGCGAGAUGGACGUCGAAAGGGUGAAGCGUCCGCUCAGUGAUAUGACCGCCUAACGGGUGAAGCUCGACAGGGUGGUGCAGCUUCUCCGAAUAGUUAGACAGCAGGUGAUCGAGCUACGGUUGGGCAGGCUUCACGUGUUCACUGCUCCAUGGUUGACUUCAUAAGGGAUUCAAGGGCGGCGGCUAGUUGAGAGCGGAGCGACAGCCCUCCCAGCGGACAUAGCAAUCCAUCGAAUUAUUCAGAAUUAAAAAUAGAGGUGCUUUCUUAAAAUGCUCAAA